AAUCGAUUGUGCUUCGGUAUUAAUCGCAUGAGCAUCAGGCCUAUCGAUGCGUCAUCUGUACGUCGCAUCACCGCUGGCCAAGUCAUACUCGACCUCCGGACGGCUGUCAAGGAGUUGAUCGAGAACAGCCUAGACGCAGGAGCAACUUCUGUGGAGAUUCGCUUCAAGGAUCACGGUCUCGAAUCAAUCGAAGUCAUCGACAAUGGCUCCGGCAUCGACUCAAAAGAUUUUGCUUUCAUCGCACGCAGAAGCCAUACGUCCAAGUUGACUGACUUUGCCGCGCUUGAUCAUGUCACGACCUUUGGUUUUCGCGGUGAAGCAUUGGCCAGUCUCUGCGCACUCUCGAAAGUCACUCUCGUUACCGCGACAGAGGCGACGGCGCCCAAAGGCAGUACACUGUCACUCAGUGGACGAUGUAAAAUCGAGACCGCUUCGGGCCUGCUGGUCAGGUCAGUUGCGCGUCAGAGAGGCACGACCAUCACAGUGACAGAUUUAUUCGCCCAGCUGCCUGUCAGGCGUCGUCACUUCGAGAAGAACGCUAAGCGAGAGUUCGGACACGCGCAAGAGCUUCUACAGGCCUACGCCCUCAUCAGUGUGGGCGUCAAAGUCGUUGUCAGCAAUACGACAGCAUCGGGCACGAAGUCGAUACAGAUCCAGACAGCCAACAGCCGGACACUACGCGAUACAUUCACAAGUCUCUUCGGAUCAAAACCACUCGCGAACCUUGUAGACUUGGACCUUUCGUUCUCGUUCAUGCCCCCCAGGUCCUCACAGAGGCUCAGAGCUACAAACGACAUGGCAGAUUCGAUUCUAGUCCGAGUGCGCGGACUUAUCUCUAGACCAGGUCAUGGGCGCACGGCUGGAGAUAGGCAGUAUCUUUACUUGAACGGGCGGCCUUUUGACGCAGGCAAGCUGACGCGAGCCAUCAAUGAUGUGUACAAGUCGUGCGGCUCAGCAUCUUCGUAUCCGGUCAUCGUCGCUGACUUCAGUCUGCCUACUGAUACGUACGAUCUCAAUUUGUCCCCCGAUAAGCGUACAAUAUUCCUGCAUAGCGAGCAAGCUUUCACGGAUGCCCUCAAAGACAGCCUGAGGGCAUUCUUUGACCGAUACCAGGGCGUUUAUGCGUUGAAGCAAGCAAAAGACACGCCGACGCCUUCACCGACUAAGUCGCAGCCGCUUGCAGCAUAUGCCGCACGUCAGAUCACGCCAGCGCAGCUGUCAGGGAAUAUCUCGAUCCCAUCUUCGCAGUCAAUACGUGACAGACUGUCGAGGAUGGCGUCCGAAGAAAUUGAUGAAAGCCCUCCAGACUCUGUCCAGUCCUCGUCACCGAGCGCGAGGUCGCCGUCGGAAGCAGAAUCGUAUGCAGAAGAGGCUCACCCUUUCGCCAUGCAGCAUCUAUCAAAUCAGCCCCGCUCACGGUCAAGUCUUGGCCGCAAAGGCAUAAGACUUGGUGAUGCAGCGACGGGAACGCCUAUGUUGAUGCAGACCAAGCUUCCUUUUCGACGGACACGGUCAGGGAGUGUAUCUGUUCGGGAGCCGCAUGAGAUGGCAAGCAAACGAGCGCGUAUUGCGAGCUUCUCUCCUGAAGAGGAGCCGGAGCUUGCAAUCCGAUCAACUGCUAGCGACUAUAACGACGAAGAGAUCAUUUCGAUGGAGACUCCGCCGGCAGCCCCGUUAGGCCAAGAACCUGUCAUCCAUUCGGAGAGCGCAGGGUCAAAGCCCGCAGCUGACGUCGUUCUUGAGGAUGUGAUCUACAUCGACGAUGUCGAUGCCCAGACAGAGCUAAUGCGCGAGUUUGAGAGCUUGAAGGCAGCUCAUGUAGUCAAAGUCUCUUGCCAGCUUGUCGAUAUGCGAAAAAAGCGCGUUCGUCGCGCGCGCGAUGCAUUGGCAGACCUGCAAGGCUCACAUGACGACGCAAUGGCUGGCGCUGCUAUAGACGCGGAUGCGAUCCGUGCAGAAGCCUCCCUGACGAGGACGGUGGCGCAGGAAGACUUUUCAAGGAUGCAGAUCUUGGGACAGUUCAAUCUAGGAUUCAUCAUCGUGCGGCGAUCAGAGAGGUCGCAAGACGAUAUCUUCAUAAUCGAUCAGCAUGCGUCAGACGAAAAGUACAAUUUCGAGCGUCUGCAAGCGCACACAAAAAUGCAGUCCCAGCGACUCCUGGCACCGCGUUUGCUUCACUGGACUGCUUCCGAUGAACUACUGGCGAUCGAACAUGAAGAGAUUUUGCGUGCUAACGGCUUCGAAAUUGCUGUCGAGCGAGAGGCGCGAGUCGGGCAGCGCGUGAAGCUGAUCGCUCAGCCUAUGAGCCAGAAGACCACUUUUGGCGUACCGGAGCUGGAAGAGCUGCUCUUUCUGCUUCGCGAGAAUGGCGGCCGAACGAUGGUCAGACCAACGAAGACGCGCAAAAUGUUUGCAAUGCGCGCUUGCCGCAGCAGCGUCAUGAUCGGGACCGCUCUGUCGAAGCAGCAGAUGACGAGCAUCAUAAGGCACAUGGGUACCAUGCAAGAGCCGUGGAAUUGCCCGCACGGACGUCCGACGAUGCGUUUCUUAGCACAUGUGCCGGGGCCAAGAAUUAAGAUGCGACACCUGACACUCGAAGAGCUCGACAGUCUGUGA
Messenger RNA from Mixia osmundae IAM 14324, 2616 nucleotides. RefSeq lists its product as uncharacterized. The transcript is spliced from 2 exons. Gene Ontology annotation, biological process: mismatch repair. Gene Ontology annotation, molecular function: ATP hydrolysis activity; ATP-dependent DNA damage sensor activity; mismatched DNA binding. The coding region runs from base 28 to 2616 and encodes 862 amino acids. Gene Ontology annotation, cellular component: MutLalpha complex. The record is from RefSeq and is a predicted model, not a curated record. NCBI's taxonomy places the organism in Eukaryota, Fungi, Basidiomycota, Mixiomycetes, Mixiales, Mixiaceae.